Molecule: messenger RNA, 130 nt
Organism: Racocetra fulgida
Lineage: Eukaryota; Fungi; Glomeromycota; Glomeromycetes; Diversisporales; Gigasporaceae
Source: the annotation of a GenBank genome assembly
UUGUCGUCAAGAACGUUGACAUGAACGAUGAUAUGCAGCAAGAAGCUCUAGAUUGCGCCAACACAGCUUUGGAGAAAUAUAAUCUUGAAAAAGAUAUCGCUGCUUAUAUCAAGCGUGAAUUCGAUAAAAA